CCGAGUUGCUGCAGCAUGACUGGGUAUCCUACAUCGCGACAUUUGCAAAUAAUGAGGACCAGUACGGCUAAUGUUUGUGAAUGUGCCCUACUUUUUGUUGUGGCCGAGCAGAUCCUCCACAUCCGCAAUCAAGUCAUUGAGCCCGGUACACCGUCGUCCGAGAGUUCGAGUACGAGCAGUCGUGGUUAGUUCUUGGUUGUGUGCGGUAUGUACGUGUUUGUUUCGUUUUUGUUCACUGUGCUACGCCCUGUUUUGCUGUGUGCUAGGAAGAGACUGGGGCUUCCGGUCGAUUCUAUCUGCUUUUUGUCUCCUUUGCGUGUCUGCAACUCGUACUUUUUUUUUCUUUCCCAAUACAUCUAUCGGGCUCAUUAUCUUCAUUUCGUUACAUUAGGGAUUCACGCACACAAUUGGGAGGUUGAAGAUAAAGCCAGGGGAGUAGGGGAGAAUACAGGUUUUUGUUGAACAUUGGAGGGUUUUGAUUUGCUUUGCAUUUUGUUACUUCUGCGGAUGAUGGGGAGGGAGAUUGUCUUUUCUGGGUUUGGAGAACAUUUAUUGCUAUCGUUUUUUUUGGGAUGAAUUACUCUCUUUCAAACACCGAGUAUUAUUGAACUUGAACUUAAUCUAUGAAACCUGA
This is a messenger RNA of Tricharina praecox, 634 nucleotides long. RefSeq lists its product as uncharacterized. NCBI's taxonomy places the organism in Eukaryota, Fungi, Ascomycota, Pezizomycetes, Pezizales, Pyronemataceae. The record is from RefSeq and is a predicted model, not a curated record. The transcript has a single exon. Bases 208 to 462 code for a protein of 84 amino acids.